This is a messenger RNA of Mus musculus (house mouse), 6595 nucleotides long. It is a transcript of the gene Zfp976, whose product is annotated as zinc finger protein 976. Lineage: Eukaryota; Metazoa; Chordata; Mammalia; Rodentia; Muridae. The record is from RefSeq and is a predicted model, not a curated record. Gene Ontology annotation, biological process: regulation of DNA-templated transcription. Gene Ontology annotation, cellular component: nucleus. The transcript has 5 exons. The coding region runs from base 1584 to 3605 and encodes 673 amino acids.
GCCUGCAAAUGGAAGGAAAUCUGUCUUAACUCUUCUGUCUUGCCUCUUGUGAUGGUUAUUCUUGGUCGUCAAAUUGGCUAUACAUGGAAUUAACUAAAAUUGCUACAGUUCCGGUACUGUGAAGGAUUUUUCAUGAUUAUAUCUUUUUAGGUUGUAAACUCUUUUUUAAAUCUGGAUCAUUUGAAGUGAAAAGAGAUAUCUUUAAUCUAGGCCACAGCUUCUGGUGGCAGACUACAUUUAUAAAGGUCACUGAAGAUGGUAAUUCUUUCUCCUGUUCUUCAUGUCUUACCCUGACCAGCAAGCUCAGUUUUUGGAAAACUGGCCUACUUAUUCCUAAUUGUGAUGUAGACUGAAGACCAGCAGUGUCAUCCAGCCACAUGGACUGAGCCACUACUAUAUUCUUCAUCUGUCCAUUUGCAGACAGCCAUUGUUGGACUGGUUGGACCACAGCUUACAAGCCAUUCCAAUAAAUCCACUUUCUACAUGUACAGAGAGAUCCGUUCUAUCAGUUUUGUCCAUUAGGAUACCUUUAUUAAUACAGCUGUGGGUUUUUUCCUCUUCGCACUAAGGAAGAUGUGCUGGCUAGCAAUAGUGUUGUGUAGAGUUUCUCAUCUCUUUCCUGCUUUUCUCCUGGGGCUGUGUAAAGUCUGAUGCCUACCAGGUGAAACAUAGCUGCAGUUUACCUGACCCGACCAUGAAACCACAGAACAAAAAUCUUAGUGUUUCCUAAAAAUCUCCUCAAUUGUCAAUAUUCUGGGUGCCCUUCCCCUAUGGACUGGAUUGUUUAUUACACUGCAAGUUAAAUAAUGGGCCCUGCAAGCUAUCUGCCUUGAUUACAGGAGGGAGAAGGGGAGUGCUGGAAGCCAGAAGCAAGACUUUCCCUCCCCCCUGCUGCUUGAGGAAUUCUCAGUUUGCAGAAGCCUUUCCCUUCCCCCUGCUCCUUGCCCUUUCCCUGCUGAUAUAAACAAGCCUUUCCCUGCCAGUGUAAAGAAGCUCAAGACUGCCUGCCCCCUUCCCCAUCUGAGGGGACUGUCUAAUGGUCAAAAUGACCACAACUGCCAUAGCAAGACUAGCUGUUCUCAAAAAUUUGCUAUAACAAUAAAAACGGUCCCUGGGACCCCGGCCUCAGUUUGAAUUCUAAGAUAAACCGACCUUGCUGACAAAGUUUCUGACAUCGCUGGCUGACACCAAAAGUAAAAAACAUAACUGUUACUUUGCUGGCCAACAUUGAUAAAGUUGUGUAACCCUCCCUCCAUGCCCCACAAAUAAAGAGUAGUUAAAAAAAACAAAAAACUGUAGUUUAAGCAGUUGGGAUUUACUCUCCCUGCGAGGCUGAGCAACCCUGUGCGCAUUGGAAUAAAAACCUGUCUUGCCAUUGCAGCGAUCUAUUGUCAAGCUGUGUCUCUAGGGGUCGCGUUCUCAACAUUUGGGCCCCUGGGGUCCUAGCACAACCCCUUUGCUUUAUCCCAUCAGUGCACUCUCACCCUAUUAUCUGGAAAACGGUCGGCCCUGGAACAGCAACGUGGGCCAGGAAUCAUUAAACUGAGUCCCUUCAUCACACACUAACCUUAAGGGAGUUGCUUAUGUCAUUCAAGACUCGCUGGCCAAUCACGGCCUCCAGUCUGACCUGCCAGUCAGAAGUGGAGGCGGGUGCUUCCCGGUGCUAUGCUGCCGGUUCCAAACUAUAUCUGAGGAGUGUGGUGUGGUUUGUGUGUCCUGCUCUGUGUGCUACUGCUGGGUGCUGUGAGGGGAAUUCAGACGAGCUCAGACCUCGCGACAUGGAUGCAUUGACCUUUGAUGAUGUGCAUAUACACUUCACUCGGGAGGAGUGGUCCUUGCUGGAUCCAUCUCAGAAGAGACUUUACCAAGAUGUCAUGCUGGAGAACUACAGGAAUCUCACCACUAUAGGGUACAAUUGGAAAGAUCAUAACAUUGAAGAACAUUCUCAAAAUGAUAGAAGAUAUGGAAGGCACGAAAGAAGUCCUUCUGCAGAGAAACCCUAUGAAUAUACACAAUGGAAUAAAGCCUUCAAAUAUCACAGUCAUCUUCAAAAGCUUGAAAGAAACCAAACUAGAGACAGACACUCUGAAGUCUUUCAACAUAGUAAAGUGCAUGCAUGUCAAAGUACUCUCCAAAUAAAUAAAAGAACAAAUACUGCACAGAAACCCUACAAAUGUAAUGAAUGUGAUAAAGCCUUCUUAAAGCUCAAGUAUCUUCGAGCACAUGAAAGAACACAUUCUGGGAAGAAACCCUAUGAAUGUAGUCAAUGUGGUAAAGCCUUUUUGCAUCCCUGCUAUCUUCGAAUUCAUGAAAGAACACAUACUGGAGAGAAACCUUACCAAUGUAAUCAAUGUGCUAAAGCCUUUACUCUAAGGAGUCAGCUUCAAAGCCAUAAAGUAGUACAUACUGGAGUGAGACCCUACAUAUGUAAGCAGUGUAAUAAAGCCUAUCCACAGCAGAGUUAUCUCCGAAAACAUGAAAGAACACAUACUGGAGGGAAACCUUAUAUAUGUAAUCUGUGUGAUAAAGCCUAUUCACACCAGAGUAAUCUCCGAAUACAUGAAAUAACACAUACUGGAGAGAAACCUUAUAUAUGUAAUCUGUGUGAUAAAGCCUAUUCACACCAGAGUAAUCUCCGAAUACAUGAAAGAACACAUACUGGAGAGAAACCUUAUAUAUGUAAUCUGUGUGAUAAAGCCUAUUCACACCAGAAAUAUCUCCAAAUACAUGAAAAAACACAUACUGGUGAGAAACCCUAUAAAUGUAAUCAGUGUGAUAAAGGCUUUGCACAGCUCAGGUACCUUCGAGCACAUGAAAGAACACAUACUCAAGAGAAAACCUACAAAUGUAAUCAAUGUGGUAAAGCCUUUGCACAGCUCACCUAUCUUCGAGUACAUGAAAGAAGACAUAGUGGAGAGAAACCCUACAAAUGUAAUGAAUGUGAUAAAGCCUUUUUACAGCUCAAGUAUCUUCGAUUACAUGAAAGAAGACAUAGUGGAGAGAAACCCUAUGAAUGUAAUCAAUGUGGUAAAGCCUUUUUACAUCCCAGCUAUCUUCGAAUGCAUGAAAGAACACAUACUGGAGAGAAACCUUACCAAUGUAAUGAAUGUGAUAAAGCCUUCUUACAUCCCAGCUAUCUUAGAAUGCAUGAAAGAAGACAUAGUGGAGAGAAACCCUAUGAAUGUAAUCAAUGUGGUAAAGCCUUUUUGCAAUCCCACUAUCUUCGAAUGCAUGAAAGAACACAUACUGGAGAGAAACCCUAUGAAUGUAAUCAAUGUGGUAAAGCCUUUUUACAUCUCAGCUAUCUUCGAAUGCAUGAAAGAAGACAUAGUGGAGAGAAACCCUAUGAAUGUAAUCAAUGUGGUAAAGCGUUUUUAUAUCCCAGCUAUCUUCGAAUGCAUGAAAGAACACAUAGUGGAGAGAAACCCUAUGAAUGUAAUCAAUGUGGUAAAGCCUUUUUACAUUCCAGCUAUCUUCAAAUGCAUGAAAGAACACAUAGUGGAGAGAAACCCUAUGAAUGUAAUCAAUGUGGUAAAGCCUUUUUGCAACCCCACUAUCUUCGAAAACAUGAAAAAACACAUACUAGAGAGAAACCUUACAAAUGAGAUCAAUGUGGUAAGGCCCUUACACAAAGCAGUCAUCUUAAAACCCAUAAAGUAAUAUAUACUGGAGGGAGACUCUAAAUAUGUAAUCAGUGUGAUGAAGCCUAUUCACACCGGAGUCAUCUUCCAAUACAUGAAAAAGCACAUACUGGAGAGAAACCUUAUAAAUGUAAUCAGUGUAUGAAGUCGUUUUUAUCUCACAGUCAUCAUCAAGCUGAUGAAAGAAUUUAUACUGGAUAGAAACCCUACAAAUAUAAUGAAUGUGAUAAAGCUUUUUCACAGCCCAGGUGUUUUCGAAUACAUGAAAGAACACAUACUGGAGAGAAACCUUACCAAUGUAAUCAGUGUGAUAAAGCCUUUGCACAAGGCAAUAAUCUCAAACUGCAUACAAGGAUGCAUAUUGGAGAGAUCCCUAUGAAUGUAAUCAAUGUGGUAAAGCCUUUGCAUAUGACUAAUCUUUUGGGAUGCAUAAAAGAACAGAUACUAGAGAGAAACAUUACCAACAUAAUCAAUGUAGUAAAGCCUUUGCAGAAAGCAGUCAUCUUCAAACCCGUAACAUACUACAUACUGGAGAGCCUCUACAAAUGAAAUCAGUGUGAUAAAGCUUCUUCACACGAGAGUGGUCUCCAAAUACAUAAAAGGAAACAUCUGUAGAGAAACCUUAGAAAUGUAGUCAAUGUGAUGACGCCUAUUCACAACACAAUGGUCUUACCUACAAUAACUCAUACUGGAGAGAAACCCUAUGAAUGUAAGGGAUUUGGUAAAGUCUUUGCACAUUAUAAUACGCUCCAAUAACAUAAAAACGACCAUACUGAAAAAACUCUAUGAAUGUAAUCACAGGGUGAAGCAUUUGAACAUCACAGUUGUCUCUAGAAACAAAAAAGGAACCAUCUAGGAAAGAACCCCUAUAAAGUUCUUUAACAUGGUAAGGUCUUUGCACAUAUCUGUAGUCUUCAUCCUCAUGGAAGGAUUCAUACAGUAGAGAAACCAUAUGAACAAAAGAAAUGUGGUAAUGCUUUUGCUCAUCACAGUUAUCUCUUAUUAUAGAAAAAAGGAGAUAUUAGAGAAAGAUCCUACAAGUAUGAUAGAAGUAAUGAAGCCAUUGCACAACACAGUUAUCUCUGACUACAUUAAAGGAUAGAUAAUGAUGACAAACACUAUAAAUGUAAUAAAUGGGGUAAGCCCAUUAUAUAACAUGGUCAACUUUGAAUACAGAAAAAGACAUACUAGGCAGGAACCCUAUGAAUAUAAGCAAUGUAGUAAACACAUGAAACCAUUCAUACUGGAGAGAAACAGUAUUGAAGGUAUUAAAUAUGGUGAAGUCUUUGCUUGUAACAGUGGUCUUUAGAUACACACACACAAAUCAUAAUGUGGAAGAGCAACCAUCCAAAUAUAAUUGAUGUGAUAAACCAUUUUUAUAAGUUAUCUUUGAAUACAUCAAAGAACACAUACUGAAGAGAAAAAAUAUGAAUGUAAGCAAUAGUGUGGCGCCUUUUCGUAUUAAGGUAAAAGAAUAUAUGCUCUGGAAAAACCCUUCAAAACCAGUCUGUGAGAUGAAGCCAUUUUACAUCACAGUCAUCUUCAAAAGCAUGCAAAGAGUCGUUCUGGAGAGAAACCUUAUGAAUGUAUUUUAAAUUGUAAAGCCUUUGGAAAUUUCUGUAGCCUUCAUGAUCGUGAAAGUAUUCAUAGAGGAGUGAAUCUCUGUGAAUGCAAACAAUGUGGUAAACCCUUUGCUUACACAUCACAGUUCUCACCAAAUGCAGAAAACAACACAUACUGGCAAGAAACCUUAUGAGUAUAUUUAAUAUUGUGAAGCCUUUGCACAUUUCUGUCAUCAUCAUGACUAUUUAUACUGAAGACAAGGCCUGUGAAUGCGAGCAACGUGGCAAACUCUGCUUCCUUGCAAAAUGUUUAUUUAGGAGCCCUGUCUCGAAAUCCCUCCCCAAAUUUUUUUUCUUUGGAUCGUAUAGAAUCCAUUCUCCUCAUUGAUGAUAUCCAACAUUGCUUUUCUUUAUAUUGUUUUCUGGAAGUACAUCAUUUUGAUGGUGCUGGAAAGAACCAAGAUGUCCUUCAACAAAGAAAUGGAUGUAGAAAAUGUGGCAUAUUUACACAAUGGAGUACUACUCAACUAUUAAAAACAAUAAAUUAAUCAGAUUCUUUGGCAAAUGGAUAAAAGUAGAAACUAUUAUCCUGAGUGAGGUAACCCAAUCAGAAAAGAAGAUACAUGGAAUGGACUCACUGAUAAGUGAAUAUUAGCCGAAAAGUUCUGAAUACCCAAGAUAGAAUUCACAGACCGUAUGAAGCUCAAGGAGAAGGAAGACCAAAGUGUGGGUGCUUCUGUCCUUCUUAGAAAGGGGAACAAAAUAUUUAUGGGAGUAAAUUGAGGUUCAAAGUGUAGAGCAGAGAUUGAAGGAAAGUGAUCCAGAGACUGCCAUAUCUGGGGAUCCAUCCUGUAUACAGUCACCAAACCCAGACACUGUAGUGGAUGCCAAAACGUGCUUGCUGAAAGGAAGCUGAUACAGAUGUCUCCUGAGGAGCUCUGCCAGAGACUGACCAAUACAGAAGCACAUGAUAGCAGCCAACUAUUGGAAUGAGCACCUUAAUGGAGGAUUUAGAGAAAGGACUAAAGGAGCUGAAGGGUUGGCAACCCCAUAGGAUGAACAACAAUAUCAACCAACCAGAGCUCCCAGGGACUAAGCCACCAACCAAGGAGUACACAUGGAGGGACCCAUGGCACCAGCUGCAUAUGUAGCAGAGGAUGGCUUUGUGAAGCAUCAAGGGGAGGAAAGGCCCUUAGUCCUGUGAAAGCUUGAUGGAUACCCCAGUGUAGGGGAAUUCGAGUGUGGAUAUGGUGGGAGUGGGCUGAUGAGUGGGGGAACACCCUCAUAGGAGCAGGGAAAGCGGGGAUGGGGUAGGGAGUUUACUGAACCAGGGAACUGUGAAAGGGGACAAUAUUUGAAAUGUAAAUAAAGAAAAUAUCCAAAAAAAUAUAA